GGUCUCUGUCCUUCGGUUUGUUUGGGGAGGGAGCGGCCCGUACCGGGAGGGCUCUAGCCGGCCUGGGUCGCGGCGGGAUUCAGAUCCUUAAAUAAGUGCCUGGGACUGCAGAUUUCUCACAAUGACUAGUAGUGUGCCUUCUGAUGUGGUUGGUCGAAGAAUCCUGUGUGAUACAGAAUAUGCAACUGUGCGGUAUGCUGGUAGUGUUCCUCCCACAACAGGACUUUGGCUUGGAGUAGAAUGGGACAAUCCUCAAAGAGGAAAGCAUAAUGGCAACCAUGAAGGAGUACAGUAUUUUAAAUGCGGUCACCCUACAGGAGGAUCCUUUAUCCGCCCAAACAAGGCAAAUUUUGGUGUGGAUUUUCUUAUUGCAGUAAAGAACCGCUAUGGAUUGAAUGUUGAACAAGAUGUUGAAUGUGAGAAAGAGAAUGCAUUAGUCAUUGGAAAGAAGACUGUGGAACUUGUUGGUUUUGAUUCUGUUAUAGAACAACAAAGUCAACUGAACAAAUUGGUAGACAUCUCAGUGAGAGAAUGUGCAGUGAGCCAUGCUGGUCAGAAAGAGGAAAUCAGCAGAACGUGUCCUAAUAUCAGGAGUAUAAAUCUAUCAAAAAAUCUGUUGCCAUCCUGGGAGAAAGUUACAGAUAUUGCUUGUCAAGUUCAGAAUCUGGAAAGUCUUGACCUCAGUGAAAACAAGAUUAAAUUUCCAUCUGAUUCUGCUUCUAUAACCUGUACACUUAGUAAAUUGAGGGUUCUGGCACUUAAUCGAACUGGAGUAACAUGGGCAGAGGUUCUUCUCUGUGCUCCAGGAUGGCCAGCACUUGAAGAAUUGUACCUUGCUUCUAAUGAUAUUACAGUUUUAGAAAGACCCGUUAAUGUUCUACAGACCUUGAAAUUGUUAGACCUUUCAAACAACCAAUUAAUUGAUGGAAGUCAACUGCAUCUAAUAGCAUAUCUCCCCAGAUUAGAACAACUCAUUCUUUCAAACACUGGAAUUUCUUCUAUACACUUUCCUGAUGUUGGAUUUGGAUGCAAGACUAAAAUGUUUCCUUUAUUACAACGUCUUGCAGUAGAUGACAAUAAAAUAUUGCAAUGGUCAUUUAUCAAUGAGCUUGAUAAGCUACAAUGUUUGCAGUCACUGCACUGUCAGAAUAAUCCUUUGAUGGGCACAGAGAAGAACCCAGAGACAGUCAGGCAGCUUAUCAUUGCCAAAAUAGGCCAAUUAAAGUUUCUGAACAAAUCUGAGAUCUUUCCUGAUGAAAGAAAGGGAGCAGAGCUUGACUAUCGCAAAAUGUUUGGCAAUGACUGGAUAAUGGCUGGUGGGAAUCAGAAUCCAGACAAAAACAGACCAAAUGAGGAAUUUCUUGCUGCUCAUCCUAGGUACCAGUUACUCUGCCUUAAAUAUGGUGCUCCUGAAGAAGGUGAACUGAAAAGACAACAGCCUUUCAUUCUGAAAAAUCAGCUGCUAACUUUGACAAUUAAAUGUCCAGACAAACCUGAUCAGAAACCUAUAGAGAAGAAACUACCAGAUUCUAUGACUAUUCAGAAGGUCAAAGGCUUGCUGUAUCGUCUACUUAAAAUUCCUGGUUCAGAACUGAAAUUGUCCUAUGAAAGUUCUAAAGGAGGUAGAUGCCUAGUACUGAACAGCAGAAGAUGAAGACUGACAUGGAUUGGCAGAGGAGAGGUGAGCAUGAAACUAUCACACUAUAUGCCUACACAAUGGCUGGCUCUAGUCCAGGAGUAGGCAACCUAUGGCACGUGUGCGGAAGGCAGCAUGCGAGCUGAUUUUCAGUGGCACUCACACUGCCUAGGUCCUGGCCACCGGUCCAGGGGGCUCUGCAUUUUAAUUUAAUUUUAAAUGAAGCUUCUUAAACAUUUUUAAAACCUUAUUUUCUUUACAUACAACAACAGUUUAGUUAUAUAUUAUAGACUUACAGAAAGAGACCUUCUAAAAACAUUAAAAUGUAUUACUGGCAUGCGAAACCUUAAACUAGAGUGAAUAAAUGAAGACUUGGCACACCACUUCUGAAAGGUUGCCGACCCCUGCUCUAGUCACUGUUAGCAAUCUCUGGUUAAUAAGCACUGACAUUCACCCAAAAGUACUGAGCUGCAAGUGGCUGAGACCUUUUCUGCUUCAGCUAAUUACCAACAAGCAGUGAUUCUUACUAAAUUUUGCUAAGCAAAGCCGUAAGUAUAUUUAGAUGGCAUCAAGCCAUGGCAAGAUAGAAGGCAAACAUCAUGCAUUCAGGACUGCAAUUUAAUGAUUUAUGGUUGUUUGCUGUAUAUCCAUCAGAGACAAUGGAUUCCAUCAUGAGAAAAUCUGAAUGCCAUGUACCAAAUGUAGGGUAUAGGCCUCUAUAGGGAAUAAAUAAAACUAAUUUAUUGCUAAAAUUUUCAGUUAUUACAAUCUUGCCUUUGUCUUUACUGAAUGUUAGCAUAUUCCAUUAUUUUCCUACACAAUGCUUGAACACCACAAUAACUUGGAUACUUGGUUGCUUAUAUAAUGAAAUGAAAAGAAAAUGUCUGAGCUACUCAAGAAAAUUCAUAGGACAUUUUGGCUCUGUCAAGUAGUGCCAAGCACUGGAAGUAUCAAGGGUAUGGCCAACUGCAAUCACAGUGUGAUUGCAGCACAAGCUGGCAGAGCUUUCACCUAAGUAGCAUGGCUACAAAUAGCAGUAAAGACAUCAGCAUCACUGGUGAGAAAGAGUUUACAAAAAUGCUGCCAAGAGAUUAGCCUGAAAUUACGUUUUAACAUUUCUGCAUCCCAUUAAAGUCACAUUAUUGUAAUUUAAGGUGUUAACAUCACCUCCUGUUAAACACCAGAUGGCAUGAACUGUGUACUUCUGGAGAGAAGAUACUAGGUAACCUGUGUAAACAGAGACAAGUAGUGGAGUUUAAUGUGAAUUUAAGAUUCUUAAUAUUUUGCUGGUGUCAAGGCUGCUUCCUGAAUAGCAUCUUUCAAUUUUAAAUACUUCCUUCAGUUUCAGAGGACUCUGUUAAGCUCACUCAAUUCACAUUUUUCAUUUUAUUGAGCAGUGUGCCUGACUACAGUUUGGUCUCGGCAGUUUUUAGGACUCAUCGUAGGAAAAUCAUAGCUA
This is a messenger RNA of Gopherus flavomarginatus (Mexican gopher tortoise), 3095 nucleotides long. RefSeq names its product tubulin folding cofactor E (gene TBCE). NCBI's taxonomy places the organism in Eukaryota, Metazoa, Chordata, Testudines, Testudinidae. Gene Ontology annotation, cellular component: cytoplasm. The transcript has 17 exons. Gene Ontology annotation, molecular function: protein binding. The record is from RefSeq and is a predicted model, not a curated record. The coding region runs from base 122 to 1654 and encodes 510 amino acids.